Messenger RNA from Oryza sativa Japonica Group (Japanese rice), 1051 nucleotides. The record is from RefSeq and is a predicted model, not a curated record. Lineage: Eukaryota; Viridiplantae; Streptophyta; Magnoliopsida; Poales; Poaceae.
CCCUCGUGUCCAGAGAUAAGGCUAAAGCUCACCGUCCAUCGUCGUCCUCCGACCUCAAGCCCCCUCUCCGAGCUGACACGACCAGCUUCAGCACUUCAGUUCGGCUCCGUCCCCGAGUUCGGCAGCCGAGGCGAGUGGGGCAAUGGUGGCUCCCGCGACGCUGUCCCUCCGCCCCUUCGCGACCCUCGCGCCGUCCCGCGCCGCGCUGCCCCGCGUCGGCGCCGGGUUCGCGCUCCCGCCCGCCGUCUCGUGCCAGCCGAGGCGGCGGCGCCUGUCGCUCCGCGCCGUGGCCGUCGACUCCGACCAGCAGGGCUCCCCCGAGCCUCCCGAUCAGGAGGCGAAGCCGAAGAAGUACCACUUCCUGGUGGCGAACGCCAAGUUCAUGCUGGACGAGGAGGAGCACUUCCAGGAGCAGCUGAAGGAGAAGCUGCGGCUCUACGGGGAGCGGGAGAAGGAGCAGGACUUCUGGCUGGUGGUGGAGCCCAAGUUCCUCGACAGGUUCCCCAACAUCACCAAGCGCCUCAAGCGCCCCGCCGUCGCGCUCGUCUCCACCGACGGCAACUGGAUCACUUUUAUGAAGUUGAGGCUAGACAGGGUCUUAGCAGAACAAUUUGAAGCAGAAACGCUUGAGGAGGCAUUGGCUUCUAACCCGGUCGACUUGAAAUUUGACAAGCCUGAGAAAUGGACAGCUCCAUACCCCAAGUAUGAGUAUGGAUGGUGGGAGCCCUUUCUACCUCCAAAGUCUAGCAAUGGAACAGCAUAGAGAUGAUCGGCAAUCCAUAUGAGCAAUGUAAGAUUUCUUCCAUGCAAGUGCCCAAAUGUAAUCUAAAUUUUUAACAAUGCCUAUGUAAUACUUGGGGUGCUGUGAGUACAGUUAGCUACAAUAGUUGCAGAGUUGCUGUACUUUCUGGUAAUACCAGAUAAGCAGUGGUUUUGUUUUGGAAGAUUGUGGACGGCUGUGGUUGGGGUAUAAUUUUCUUCAUGAUGCACAUUGCUGUCUAUGUUGUAAAUUUUAUCACGGGAAAAAUGCAGUCUUCCAGGUCCUAUAUAA